Sus scrofa (pig) is the source of this 794-nucleotide messenger RNA. RefSeq names its product required for excision 1-B domain containing (gene REX1BD). Lineage: Eukaryota; Metazoa; Chordata; Mammalia; Artiodactyla; Suidae. The record is from RefSeq and is a predicted model, not a curated record.
GGCGCCUGGCGCAGCGAUGCAACCUGCUCCCGGGCGGGGCCAGGGCUGCGCAGUCAUGAUCACCGCCGAGGCCGCGGCAGAGUCGGCUGUCUCCGCGGUUCCUGAGGCUGCGGAUAACACGGGAGGCCCGGAAAGAGAGGAGCUGGUGUGGCCUUGGAAAGAUGCCCCGAUCCGGGUGCUGGUACAGCGCAUCCACCAGUUGCAGGCUGAGCGCGCGCAGGCCUUCCGUCGGCUGGAGGAGGACUGAGAGCUGGGACCGUAGCCUCAGGACCCCCACCUGCCACAGAGGCCACCGCCAGUACCUGAGCAGCGGCCCGCCUUACGACUUCCCGCGCUACCGGAGCACGGUACACGAGGUGACCCAGGCUUUCACCGCCGCCUCUCGGGAAGUGCUGGCGGUGGAGGCGGAGCUGACCGGACCCCGACAGCAGCCGCUGCUCGCGAGCCACGUGCGCAGGCUGCAGCAGCUGGAGGAGACGCGCCUGGCCACGGUGGCCCUGCUACAGCUGAUGGGGACACCAGAGCUGACUGAGCAGGAGGAUACCAUGCAGAUGGACCAGCUGAAGAUGAAGGUAAUUAAAACCAUGGAAGAGAUCAGCGAGGUUCUUCAGGACCUCAGGUUUGACGCAGAAUCUGCUGAGUGAUGGUGGCGCCCCAGGGAUGAACCGAAGAUGAGAAAUGGGGCAUAUGGCACCCUGCCCUGACUGCCAGCUGGUUGGGGUCACACCCCACCAGGCCACUGACCCUCUUUGAGUUUGCCUCACCUCUCAUAAUAAAGAACCUAAAAAACCUUA